Messenger RNA from Sclerotinia trifoliorum, 3328 nucleotides. NCBI's taxonomy places the organism in Eukaryota, Fungi, Ascomycota, Leotiomycetes, Helotiales, Sclerotiniaceae. The record is from the annotation of a GenBank genome assembly.
ACACGGGGUUGCAGCCAUUCCUAUUAUAGAAAACCUCGACUCUCCCAAGAUUGAUUCUCUAUUUCUUUCAUGAAUUCUAUUCACUCGACAUCUAAAUUCUCAAAUCUAAUCAUUUGAAGGAGAGCGGCCAAAUAACUCAGCCAUACUGAAAUUUAUAUUCAUUCCCGAGGUCCCUUCAAAUCUCCCGAUUUUCAAUCGAUUUUUCAAUAAGGAGCUUGCUGGACAAAUUCAAACCCCCCUGUUCAAACGUCUACUUAGAAGACAAGAUCAGACAAUUUUGCAACAGACUUCAUUGCUUCUCAAUGCUACUGGGAUUAUUUGCAACAACAUUCGUCUCAAUUCAUUAUCGACAAAGUUUUACGAGCUAGGUUGAGCAUCUCCAACAUCCUUUAACCUCACGAAACCAUAAACUGCUUCUGAUAAUCCAAAUAUUGGAUAUAUCUGAUACAGCCUUCUCCCUUGUGAAACGCACUGUUACAUCCGAUCUACACCUACUUGAUCAAAGAGUUCGGAUGGCAUUUCUGAAAGGACGGUAAUCUUCGUCUCUAUCAACGGGUUAUCUCCCUGAAAUUUAUAUCGUUUAGGGAAUAGAAAGGAAAAUCAGAUAUUAUUGUACAUCCGUACUGGGGUUCGUUUAGGAAAACCUGUCGUCCGAAUUUUUAGCUUGACCUCCGCAACAAACGACUGUACGAGCGUUGGUUACGGCUCCAAGAGAAUAUUUCUCUCCGCGUAUCCCAUCAUCGAAAGUAUCAAGUGAUUAGUGUGGCUCGCCGAUCGAACAACCUUUAUUAUUCAAGACUCGCCCACAUACCUUAGCUUUUCAUUUGCUCCUCUUUCCUCAGCGUUACAGAAGAACAAGACUUUCCCCGUCAAAGUUCCCAUACAAGCUUUCCAAGCUGUUGGCUGCUGGCUCGGAUCAUUCUUUUCUUUUGAUGAGCAUUCAUUUUUUACGCAUUUUUUUCAAAUAGUACAUUUAAUACUUUUUCGUGAGAUCGGAAAGUUUGGUUGAUUCUCUCAGUCACACAAACGGUCAACGAUCUCACUCAAUUAUCUUCAUCAAUCUUGUCGCUGGACGACUUUUAAUAUUUGGGAUAUUCGGGUAUAGAGAAGAUGGGGCUUCUACAGUUUUUGAAGAGUCAGCUCCGAGGAACAAAAUUACUGUUUAAUUUCCUCUUCCACGGCUUUCACAUUGGUCUAUUUGCUUUGGGGUGGUGAGUAAGCUCUUGACCUAUCCGUCUUUCAUUCACUAACAAGUCAUCCAGGUGGAAGCAAGCUAGUGACCCUAGACUAGCCGGUCUGAAUACCCUCACAUUCUCAGUAUGGAUAUCAAGAGGUGCCGGUCUAGCUUUGUCCGUCGAUGUUGCAAUGAUCUUAUUACCUAUGUGUCGCAACAUUUUGAGAUAUGUUAGACCAAAGAUCAAGUUCCUACCACUGGAUGAAUCUCAAUGGUUUCAUCGACAGGUAGCAUACUCAUUGUUAUUUUGGACAAUAUUUCACGUAGCUGCUCACUAUGUCAAGUAAGUAUUACGUCAUUGCACUACCUUUUGGGCGCUAACAUCACACAGUUUCUUCAAUGUUGAAAAGACUCAGAUUAGACCUGUGAGCGCAAUUCAGAUACACUACACUGAAGCUGGUGGUAUCACUGGUCAUAUUAUGCUGCUAUGCAUGAUGUUGAUGUAUACGACUGCUCAUGCCAAGAUUAGACAACAAUCUUUCGAGACAUUUUGGUAUACGCAUCAUUUAUUUAUUCCAUUUUUACUUGCAAUGUACACUCAUGCUACCGGAUGCUUUGUUCGUGAUACUGCGGAACCCUUUUCUCCAUUUGAUGGCAAGAACUUCUGGGGACAUUGCUUAGGAUAUGAAGGUUGGCGUUGGGAACUUUGGGGUGGCGGGCUUUACUUUAUUGAGCGUGUGUAUCGUGAAAUCCGAAGCAGAAGAGAAACUCAGAUUGUUCGAGUCGUUCGUCAUCCAUAUGGUAUACUUCUUUCCAAUCAUUUAUCACCAAUCGAGUACUAAAACUUUAUAGAUGCGAUGGAAAUUCAAUUCCGAAAGCCAUCAAUGAAGUACAAGGCAGGCCAAUGGCUUUUCCUCAAUGUUCCAUCCGUUUCCCGGGAACAAUGGCAUCCUUUUACCAUCACAUCAUGCCCAUUUGACCCCUACAUUUCAAUACACAUACGUCAAGUCGGUGACUUUACCCGCACUCUCGGAGACGCUCUCGGAGCCGGAGCUGCUCAAGCCAAACUCUACGACGGUGUAGACCCGAACGGUAUGUACGAAGUAGCACUCGAAAACGGCCAAAAAAUGCCCGAAAUCCGCAUCGACGGUCCCUACGGUGCACCCGCUGAGGACGUCUUUGAAAACGAAGUCGCCGUCCUCAUCGGUACUGGUAUCGGUGUGACACCAUGGGCAUCCAUUCUUAAAAACAUCUGGCAUCUUCGUCACGGGACCAAUCCUCCAGAACGUCUUCGUCGCGUGGAAUUCAUUUGGGUUUGUAAAGACACGACUUCUUUUGAAUGGUUCCAAGUACUCCUCUCAUCCCUGGAAGCGCAAUCGCAAGAGGCGGCUGCACAACAGGGUGGUGAUAGUCAGGAGUUCUUACGUAUUCAUACUUAUUUAACUCAAAAAUUGGACAUCGACACGGCGCAAAAUAUCGUGUUGAACAGUGUAGGAGCCGAUGUCGAUCCCUUGACCGAACUUAAAUCCAGAACCAAUUUCGGAAGACCAGACUUCUUAAAAUUGUUUGAAGGCAUGAGAGAUGGAAUAAUGGAUAAGACUUAUUUAUCAGGCUUGGAGGGUGAUUUUAAAACUAACAUUGGAGUUUACUUUUGUGGUAUGUUUAUCUUGUUCUUUUCCCUUUUUGAACUACAUCACACUAUAUCCCAUAGUCUCCUUCUCUUUCCCACCAAUCCUCGCUUUCAGAGGCAGAUAGAUAAAUAGAUAGAUAAAUACUAAUACAGAAAAAAUAGGACCAAACAUAGCAGCGCGCUCCAUCAAAAAAGCAUGCAAGCAAGCCACGACUCGCGAUGUCAAUUUCUCGUUUUGGAAAGAACAUUUUUAGAUGUAAUCUUAGGAUAGGAGGAUAGAUUCGUGAUUGAAGUUGCUUAACAUUCGAAGGAAGUGAAGUUAGCCGACUUGAUGAUGGGAGGGAGCAGAAGUGUAGGGUUUGGAAGACUAUACAAUAUCAUACGAUGGGAUGGAAUGCGAUGGAAUUGCAUAGGAUAGGAUAGGAGAUUUUACUAUAUAUUUAUUGAUUGAUGGAUGGAUGGAUAAAAAUAACACGCAGAUAGCGGAUUUUGAAUUGAAUUGAACUGAAUUGGAGGAAAAACUU